This is a messenger RNA of Miscanthus lutarioriparius, 1404 nucleotides long. Lineage: Eukaryota; Viridiplantae; Streptophyta; Magnoliopsida; Poales; Poaceae. The record is from the annotation of a GenBank genome assembly.
AUGGGUAUGAGGAGCAGGCACCCAAAGGCGUUGGGUUUCCGCUGCUACCCGGCAAGCCACCGCUCCCUAACUCUGGUACUGUGGAGCCUAGUGGCAUUGGUCGUCGUUGUGAAUUUCCAUCUUCUCAUAAUUCAUAAGGAGGAGGAUGAGACUAUGAGUACACACGAGAUCCGCCGAUCGAUUAUGAGGGAGCUGGAAGUGGUGGAGGAGGAGAAGUUCCGGCUAGCUCCUCCCCGGAGUCGGAGGAAUCCCCGGGCUGUGCGUCGCAAGGGAGAGAAGAAGCCGCCUACAAUAGUGGAUGAGUUCUUGGAUCAGUCUUCUGCGGUGCAUGAUAUGUUCUUCCCAGAACUGAAUACGGCUGUAGAUCCAAUCAACGGUGGAAAUGACAGCAUGUACUUCUACUACCCAGGCAGAAUUUGGUUGGACACAGAUGGAAAACCAAUUCAAGCUCAUGGAGGAGGUGUCCUGUAUGAUAAGAGGACCAACACCUAUUUCUGGUACGGGGAGAAUAAGGAUGGCAAAACCUACAAAGCUCACACCAAGGGAGCAGACAGGGUUGACAUCAUUGGAGUAAGUUGCUAUUCUUCCAAGGACCUGUGGACAUGGAAAAAUGAAGGGCUUGUCCUCCGUGGUGACGAGAAGAAUGUAACACAUGAUCUUCACAAAUCCAAUGUCCUAGAGAGGCCCAAGGUGAUAUACAAUGAUCGGACUGGCAAAUAUGUGAUGUGGAUGCACAUAGAUGAUGCUAACUACACCAAAGCUUCAGUUGGUGUGGCCAUCAGUGACUCUCCGACAGGCCCAUUCACUUAUCUCUACAGCAAGCGUCCACAUGACUGCGAAAGUAGAGACAUGACCAUCUUCAAGGAUGAUGAUGGGAAGGCCUACCUGAUAUACUCUUCGGAAGACAACAGCGAGCUCCACAUUGGUCUGCUAACUGAUGACUACCUUGAUGUCACCGAUGUGAUGCGAAGGCUUCUCAUCGCACAGCAUCGAGAAGCUCCUGCGCUCUUCAAGCAUGAAGGCACCUACUACAUGGUAACCUCUGGCUGCACAAGCUGGGCUCCAAACACUGCGCUGGCUCACGCGGCAACAUCAGUGAUGGGACCUUGGGAGACACUAGGGAACCCCUGUGUGGGAGGGAAUGAGGUCUUCAGAUCAACAACAUUCUUUUCCCAGAGCACAUUUGUCUUGCCGGUUCCAGGGCUGCCGGGCUCAUUCAUCUUCAUGGCUGAUCGGUGGAACCCAUCUGAUCUUAGAGAUUCGCGGUACGUCUGGCUGCCUCUGACGAUAGGGGGAGUCCCUGAUGAAGCCGCAGACUACAGCUUCAUGUUCCCUCUCUGGUCCCGGGUGUCAAUUUACUGGCACAAACGGUGGCGUCUCCCUGAGGAGUGGAGGGAUUCCUGA